AUGACCAGAGUUAAACGAGGAUCUAUCGCUCGAAAACGGAGGACAAAAAUGAGUUUAUUUACAUCAAGCUUUCGCGGAGCUCAUUCAAAACUUAUUCGAACUAUUUCGCAACAGAAAAUAAAAGCUUUGGUUUCGGCUCAUCGGGAUAGAGAUAGGAAAAAAAGGGAUUUUCGCAGUUUGUGGAUCAGUCGAAUAAACGCAAUAAUUGCCCAAAAUAAAAACAAAGUAUACUGUAUUUAUAGUAAAUUAAUUUAUAAUCUGUACAAGAGUCAAUUGCUUCUUAAUCGUAAAAUAGUUGCACAAAUAGCUAUAUUAAAAGGGAAUUGUCUUUUUAUGAUUGCCAAGGAGAUCAUAAACUAA
Medicago truncatula (barrel medic) is the source of this 360-nucleotide messenger RNA. The record is from the annotation of a RefSeq genome assembly. NCBI's taxonomy places the organism in Eukaryota, Viridiplantae, Streptophyta, Magnoliopsida, Fabales, Fabaceae.